ACACCCACACACGCCAUGUUCCGCGUCGCCUCCCCUGCCCUCCGCCGCACGCCCCCCGUCCUCAGGCGGCCCCUGUCCACCACCGCCCACGCUCCUUCCCGUUCCAGUCUCAAGUUCAACCCAACCCAUCCCUCGCCAGUCUUCCCGCGUCCGCGCGCGUGCUGCCCGCCUUCGACCCUCCUCCGCGGCCAGCUGCUCGUGCGAGGCGCCGCGAGCCACGUCUCCGGACGUCCGGGCUCGCAGACCGCGUCACAAGCCGCCCAGAACAUCAAGGAGGAGGUCGGCAGCGCAGGUGGCGACCUCGCCAAGACAAUCGCCGGAGGGAACAUCUUCUCGGACGCCGUUGCGCCGACGCAGCAGACAUUCCUCGGUAUCACCAACGCUGUUGCGUAUGCCGUCCCCACCCCCUACAUCGUGUUCGGCCUUGCUGGUGGCUUGCCAUACCUCGGUACCGCAGCCGCUACAAUCUACCUAGCCCGCCAGGCCGGUAUUGCCACGACCGGCAUCAUGACGAACAUGGAUCCUGGCGUCGCGAUCACCGUCCUAGACCAGGCCUUGCACAUACAGAUGACCUACGGCGCCGUCCUGCUCUCCUUCCUCGGUGCCCUGCACUGGGGCUUCGAAUUUGCCGGAUACGGUGGUACGAAGGGAUACCCCCGUCUCCUCCUCGGUAUGGCGCCAGUCGUCUUCGGCUGGACAACGCUCGGAUUGGAGCCCGUGCAGGCUCUCAUCGCGCAGUGGGUCGGCUUCACUGGCUUGUGGUGGGCUGACCUGCGGGCUACGAACGCGGGCUGGGCGCCGCUGUGGUACUCGCAGUACCGCUUCUACCUGUCGAUUCUCGUCGGCACCUGCAUCAUCGGUACGCUCGCUGCGACGAGCUACUGGGGUCCUGUGGGUGGACACGGGCUAAUCAGCCACGACCUGAACAUCGUCCGCGCUGAGCGCAAGCAGAAGCAGCCUGAGCGCGAGGGCCGCGUAGGCGGCGAGAUCGAGUCACUCGCCGCUCCUGAGAACGCCGACUCGUAUGUGAUCGUCAGGAAGAAGAGCAAUGGCCAGAACGGCAACGGUAGUGAGUCCGGAUCGGAGCAGGGAGGAGAGCAAUGAAAGCGAACUGCCGAGUUGAGGUCGAUGGACGUUUCCGCAUUGUAUCAUCACCAGUUGUGAGCCAUUGUAUAACAGAACAUAGUAUCUUCGCCACAUGUAGACAGUAGUGUAGAGCCCAGAAUAUGACCAGUAAUAUUCAAUCUCGAUGUAUCAUUGUAUGGGUCGAAGAGAGGAUGUGUCAGAGACGGAGACGGCGAAGUGGCGAAG
Messenger RNA from Rhodofomes roseus, 1311 nucleotides. RefSeq lists its product as uncharacterized. The transcript has 5 exons. NCBI's taxonomy places the organism in Eukaryota, Fungi, Basidiomycota, Agaricomycetes, Polyporales, Fomitopsidaceae. Bases 16 to 1104 code for a protein of 362 amino acids. The record is from RefSeq and is a predicted model, not a curated record.